CGAGAAAGAGCACGAUCGUCAAUGCGAUCAUGGCUGGCCGCGUUGGUUGCUCGUGGUCCAGGGCUCCAUUGCACCUCAAUUCAUCUGGGCCAUGCUCUGGCUCAACAGUGGACCUUCCGCCACUGCAGACACCUAGAUCGUGCCGGCAGCGUGGUGCAUCUUAGGCAGCGCCAUCUUCAGCGUUCUCAUCUACAUUUGCAGCUCCGAAAGCUGCCAGCCACGAUGGUACCCUCUAGUCAGCGUGCUGGGGUUUAUAAUGGGUGCUUUUUGGCUAUCCGUCAUUGCGGAUGAGAUUGUUUCCAUUCUCAAAAUGCUGGGGACCGUGCUCGGUAUCUCACCGGCGAUUUUGGGCUUCACAGUGCUAGCGGUGGGAAACUCGCUUGACGACUACUUUGCGGAUAUCACUAUUAGUCGGCAUGGCCAUCCAGUCAUGGCUUUUGCGGCCUGUUUUGGCGGGCCGUUGCUGAACAUCUUGCUCGGCUUGGGAUCUAGCAUCACCUAUGUCAUUGGACAGGAAUUUGGACGGAGCGGCAAGCUGACAGCGAUACCUUUCGCCGUCGACCCGGUCUUGACUCUAUCUACGGCUGUAAUAGUGCUGACACUCCCAGUACUUGUGACUGCGCUGGCAUUCAGUAGAUGGCAGAUGCGAAAAAUCAUUGGGGGCGGGUUGAUCAUGAUAGGGGGUUUACUGACCGUUGUAGCCGUCGUUAUGGAGGUAAAACAUGUAUCAUAGAUAGUACGAAGCCGUACAAGGACUGAAAGUGCUUGAUUCUACGUGUUUGAGAACCAAUGUUUUCGAGUCGUUACACCUUUGAUUACUAGGAGUGAUAUCAACUGUGGAUAUCACAUGCGCAGUGUCGCGGCUUCUAUCGGCAGCGCUUGUCUAAAUCGGGUGUAGCAGAACUACCUACUUCUGCCUAGCUCCACCUCAUCCGGGUUGCGCGGAAGGAAUGCGACGUAAGGAUCCCCGGGUUCUUCUUCA
Messenger RNA from Neohortaea acidophila, 982 nucleotides. RefSeq lists its product as uncharacterized. NCBI's taxonomy places the organism in Eukaryota, Fungi, Ascomycota, Dothideomycetes, Mycosphaerellales, Teratosphaeriaceae. The coding region runs from base 257 to 733 and encodes 158 amino acids. Gene Ontology annotation, cellular component: membrane. The record is from RefSeq and is a predicted model, not a curated record. The transcript has a single exon. Gene Ontology annotation, molecular function: monoatomic cation transmembrane transporter activity. Gene Ontology annotation, biological process: transmembrane transport; intracellular calcium ion homeostasis; monoatomic cation transport.